AUGAAAAUCCACCAGCACACAAAGUACGUCGGCCCGAAACACCACAUGGUAUUGCACAAACACGAGCACAAACACGGCCACGAACACAAACACGGCCAUAAGCACGGCCACCAUCACGAUUCCGAACACAAACAUCAUCACGGACACAAGCACGGACACUUGCACGAUCACAAGCACGACAGCAAACACGAUCAUAAACACGAUCACAAGCACGAAGGCAAACACGGGCACAAGCACGAACAUGGCCACAAGCACAGCCACGAGGGGAAACAUGGCCAUAAGCACGAGCAUAAGCACAAGCACUCCGGAAAGCACAGCCACAAACACGGACACAAGCAUUAUAACGAUCACAAACACAAGCAUAAACACGAGCACGAAACCAAGGAGGAUGACGAUGAUCACAAGGAAAUUAUUAUUGAGCCUAUUUAUUAUAAACAGAAUUUGCACGAGAACAACAAGCAAGUGGAAAUCUUUUCUGAGCCUUAUGAACAAUCAUAUAGGAGGCCACAUGUUAAUAGACAUAAGUUUUCGGAGAAUGAUGAGAAUUUGCCGGUGACCGCCAGUUAUAAAGUCAAAGAGUUCAUACCGUUCGAUACGACACCAUCAACUCCGAAACCUUUACAGCGGCCCACAACCACUCCGAAUCCGUUUGAUUUGGCCGACCAGAUUAUCGAUGUGAAUGAUAACCUACCCAUUACGGAUUUCAAGAACGAACAAAAUGAAGAUGAUGAAGCACCUUUGGCCGAAAACAAUGAUGGAGAAAAUAUAAAUGAGGAAUACAAUGGUGAAUACCAAGAAGAAGGGGAAGAUGAUGACUACAGAAAUAACGAGGAACUUCGUACAGGAACAGAGUAUCCGGAACACAUUCAAGAUUACAUCGAUAACUCAACAGGUGAUUUGGAAAAUUACGUUGAUUAUGACUAUACUGCGCCAAAAAUACAAUAUGCAGAGAAAGUUACUUUAACCGAUGGAAAAUACAAAUGGAAUGAAAACGAAUUGGAUAAAUAUCUUGAACAAACGUACGGGACUGAGCAUAUUCCUGGACAGUAUGACAAAUAUUUGGAGGAGGCUUCCAACAGGGUUGUACACCGAGCUACUCCAAAUCCGUUGUUCGUAAACAAAAUUCGCAAAGCCACUGGAGCAGCUAUUAAUCCUAACGUUUCUCCAGUUACUUUUCCUACAACAGAAAGUAGUUUCUUUUUAGGCAAAUUCAAGUUUUAA
This is a messenger RNA of Aethina tumida (small hive beetle), 1221 nucleotides long. RefSeq names its product LIM domain-containing protein A-like. The record is from RefSeq and is a predicted model, not a curated record. Bases 1 to 1221 code for a protein of 406 amino acids. Lineage: Eukaryota; Metazoa; Arthropoda; Insecta; Coleoptera; Nitidulidae. The transcript has a single exon.